CGCCGCCCGCCCCGCACCGACCGCACCGACCGCUCCCCUCCCCGCCCGCUCGGACCGCACGGCACCGCUCCGCUCCGCUCCGCACGGCUCCCGGCCGGGAGCCCCUGACCCACCAUGACGUUCAAGCAAGCGUCCAUGAUGGCCCCGGAGGCCACGGCCAGCACACUGCCCAUGAGCACGAUGGAGAACUCCACCGAGGCUGCAGGGCCGGGCGAGAGCAAGGAGGACAUGUUCACCAAGCUGAGGGACAAGUUCAUGAAUGAGCUCAACAAGAUCCCCUUGCCACCCUGGGCCCUCAUCGCCAUUGCGGUCGUGGCUGGGCUCCUCAUCCUCACCUGUUGCUUCUGCAUCUGCAAGAAGUGCUGCUGCAAGAAGAAGAAGAACAAGAAGGAGAAGGGCAAAGGCAUGAAGAACGCCAUGAACAUGAAGGACAUGAAGUCAGGCAACCAGGACGACGAUGAUGCAGAGACAGGCCUGACAGAGGGGGAAGGUGAGGAAGAGGAGAAGGAGCCAGAGAACCUGGGCAAGCUGCAGUUCUCACUGGACUACGAUUUCCAGGCAAACCAGCUCACAGUGGGGAUCCUCCAAGCUGCCGAACUGCCAGCUUUGGACAUGGGUGGCACCUCAGACCCCUAUGUCAAGGUGUUCCUGCUCCCUGACAAGAAGAAAAAGUACGAGACCAAAGUGCAGAAGAAGACCCUCAACCCUGCCUUCAAUGAGACCUUCACCUUCAAGGUGCCCUACCAGGAGCUGGGUGGGAAGACGCUGGUGAUGGCCAUCUACGACUUCGAUCGCUUCUCCAAGCACGACAUCAUCGGCGAGGUGAAGGUGCCCAUGAACACCGUGGACCUGGGCCAGCCCAUCGAGGAGUGGCGGGACCUGCAGAGCGGCGAGAAGGAGGAGCCAGAGAAGCUGGGAGAUAUCUGCAUCUCCCUCCGGUACGUGCCCACGGCCGGGAAGCUCACUGUCUGCAUCCUGGAAGCCAAGAACCUGAAGAAGAUGGAUGUUGGGGGCCUCUCAGAUCCCUAUGUGAAGAUCCACCUGCUGCAGAAUGGCAAGAGGUUGAAGAAGAAGAAGACCACAGUCAAGAAGAAGACCCUGAACCCCUACUUCAAUGAGUCCUUCAGCUUUGAGAUCCCCUUUGAGCAGAUACAGAAAGUGCAAGUGGUCAUCACGGUGCUGGACUACGACAAGCUGGGGAAGAACGAAGCCAUCGGCAAGAUCUUCACAGGCUUGAACUCCACGGGCACGGAGCUGCGGCACUGGUCCGACAUGCUGGCCAACCCCCGGCGGCCCAUUGCCCAGUGGCACUCGCUGAAGCCAGAGGAAGAAGUAGAUGCAGCUCUCGGGAAGAACAAAUAGGCAGCUCCGCCGGCUGGAGCGGCACUGCGGACAGUUGACCCAGAGCUACUGAUACCUCAGUUCUGCAACCUUCCGUUUGGUUUUUUGUUCUGUUUUAAGCUGAGAUGCCCUUUGAUGCCUCUGGAACGGUCUCCAGGCAGUCCCAAUAGCUUUCAGGGGAAGAGGUUAAAGACAUGGAUGGUUCUUUUUGUUCUUCAGCAUCGCUCCCUUCUGCUGCAUGUCCCAUUGCCUCUGCUCGCCGUCCCUCCCCAGUGCAAAGCCACCGGCACACCUGGGACCUUCCCCAGCAGCUGUGUCACCAGCCUGCAGCACUGCUGCCGCCAUCCUGCCCCUGGGAUCAUGUGGGGAGCUGUGGAACGCUGGUGAUACUGGAGCCUGAUGGUGUGAGAUGACCAGACCCACUGUGCUUGGUUGGGGCACGACCAGCAGUGAGACAGAAGAAUAGUGCAGAAGAUCCUCUGAAGAGACCCAGGUGCCUCCCCCUGGCCCUCCCCAAGGAAGGCUGAGAGCCCCUGGCCAGCUCCAGGUUUGGGUUCUCUGAGAAGAGGCUUGCUGGGGCUGUGGAUCCUGCUGUGGUGGUGGGGUGCCGAGCCCUCAGUGUUGCAGCAGAGCUGUGGAGGCCAGUCUGGGAACAGGGAGCCUCAGGAGAGCUGCUCCAAGGAGACACAGGGUGAAAUGUGGAUGCAUCGGCAGCACUGUGUGGAUCACCACCACCACCAGCACCACCACCACUGCUUUGUCCCCAGAGGAGCAGCGCUGCGUGAUUUGCAUCUGUGUCUCACCAUGCUUGGUGAAUCCCAUAGAUCAAAAUGCUUCCACAAGGCAGGUUUACAAUGAGAGGUCUCCAGAUGUGAGUGGGGCAGACCCCAGAGCUGCACCAGGUGUCACCCCAGAGCCCGUCCAUCGCACGUCCCAGGGCUCAGCCCCUCUGUGGGCACCCCAGCCUCAGGGCAGCCGGGGGGGGCCAUGGGGAGCUCCAGCCCCACCACCUGCUGCGGGUGGGGAUGGCAAGAGCAAGCCCUCGGCCAACAAGGGCCCAAAGCCCCCGACCCCCAUGAGCUGCUACUCCCCACCAGGCUGUUGAACCCAGCCCAUCCUGCUCCCCUCAGGGUAUAAACCGUAUCCAUGACCCUGACAGUGGCUAAGAGCUUCUCUGGGCUACUUCUCCCACAGGUCCCAGAAAAGCCCCCGGGCCAGAAAGCCAACACAGUUCUCUGCAGCUGGGAGAGGGUCCAGCAGCCCUGGCUGGUUCGGUCCAGUCUGUACUGGAGCACUGAUGUUAGCUGCUGUCCCUGUCCCAGCUCCACAGCAGCCUCACGCUCUGAUCCCUUUGGCUUCCCUGGACUCUGUGCUGGGGGUUCUGGGGAUUCCAGCACCGCAGCAGUCAAGGGCUGAGCCCCAGGGAUGUGCUGGCACUGGGGACGCUGCUCUGGGGGUUCAACACCUGGACUGGGACCGUGGUGCAGGGUGUCUCAGGUGCAGGGACAAAGUGCCAAAACUGAGCUCAUCCCAGUGCUGUCGGAUGCUUUGGCAGCUCUGACUUCCCAAAGGGCAUCCUGACCCUCUCUGGAGGUGGGGAGAUGAUGGGAAACUUGGUGGAGAGUCACCGGGUUUGAAACUUGGCUCGGCGGGUUCACAUGGACAUGGGGACCAGCCCCUGUCCCUGGAGGGUUGUGCAGCUCUGGGACAGGUCCCCAGGGCAGGACAUCUCCAUCUGUGGGAGGUUUGGGGCUCAGAUGGCCAAGCUGCAGUGUGGGAAGGGGAUGUUGGACAGGGACCUCUAAUGACCACCUCCACCACCACUGCAGCUGCACUAAGCCCAUGCCCUGGUGAAAGUGGUACUGGGGCCAUGCUGGGUCUGCAGGGGUCAUCCAGCCAGUGAUCUCUCAGGGCCAUUUCCAGCUUUAAUUAGUCCCUUUUCCUAAUGAAUGUGUCAGUGUCAAUGGAUGGGGUCCUGCCCUGCCCCUGUAGCCAAAGGGAGAAGUCUUGGGAUGCUUUUAAUAAUGGGGAGCUGGAGAGAGACCAAUGCCCUAUGUUCGGGAGCACCGGUAGGACUCAGUCUCAUUUUGGGGUCCAUCCAGGCACCGGGGGGGAGGGGGGGGAGGCAUCUGCCUUACAUGGAAUGGGUUAAAAGAGGAGGAAUUAGAAAAAGCACCGAAAUCCUACUGUUUGCAGCCAUCGAGUGUGCAUGGCCCCACAGCCUUCCCAGGGAAGCAGGUGGAGGUGUGCACACCUGCACACCUGCACACCUGCACAUCUGCACACACCCCCACCGUGCGCUCCCCUCCGCCCCACCCCCCUGCCCCCAGACCCGCCGCAUCGGCCGGGGUCUCGCCAGCAGUGGAGAUCCCACCUGGCUGCUUUCCAUUCAGACUCUUUAAGCCUUGGGCGAGGGGGAAGACUGUGACUUUAAUACAUGAUUUUAUUUAUUUAUUUAUUUUGUUUUAAUAAGAAAGGGAAAACCAACCAACAUACUGAAGCCAUCUGCGCUGCCUCUGACCCCCCCCCCCCCCCCCCCCCCCUUAGCCGUGUGUAGGUAAAUUAUAUGGAGACAUAGCUGUAUAUACCACGAGCAGUGCAUGUGAUGCAGCCACGUAGCAGUAGCAGCAUGGCCCCAGCCCGGCGGCGCUGCCACCGCCCCGGCACUGCCGUCCCCAUCUCCGCCCUCCUUGCCAAGGAGCACGCGGCGACUUCCAAAACUCAUCGCUCGAGAGCUCUCCACCACCCUGAUUUUUUCCCCCUCCAAAUAAAACGAAGAUCCCCAGUUAAAUCCUAUAAAAGAAGAAAAUAAUGCCAAGAAGCAAAGCAUGCCAAGCCCGGCCCGCCGGCGGAGGGUGAGCUGUCACCGACGCAGCCGUGGCGUCCAUGUGUGUCGUGUUCCUGUGUCUUGUCGCGUUUGUCCCAUGGCCGGGUAGCAGCAACAUCGUGGCUUCGGUGUCCUGUGUCGCGUUGGAGCAUUUCACCGUCAGAGCAACUUUAGAAGCCAUAUUAGAGCACGGUGCAGCGGGACCCCACGGGGACAGACCCGCGGUAGCCGUGACCCCUUUCCCCGUGUGUCCCGGUUUCGUGGGGCUCAGGCUGCCCGGAGCCGCAGCGGCCACCGCCUCGGUGGCCUUGGCUGCUGCUGUCAGGGGACGGGACAACGCUGGGCACGGAUGUCGGGGUCGACCUGCCGGUGGUGAAAAGGCUUUUUUGGAGCACUUUGGGUUAUUUCUGCCAUGUCCAGUCGGUGGUUUCUGUUUUGGGGACCAGAGCUGGCGCUUCCCUCUCCUGGCGGCACCGCGGAGCAAACCCAGCUGUGCCAAGGAGAUGCUCCCGGGCUUAAAAAGGAAAUGAAUCCACGAGUCCCGGCAACAGGCUCCGGUUCCUUUCCCUUUUUUUCUCCCGAUCUGGGAAGGAGGAUCCAGCUCCUUUGCGAGUGGCAGGCUCGGCCUUUCCUGGACCCGCAGUGCCGGCCCCGCUCUGCCCCAUCCCGGCCCCGCAGCGCUCGGCUCCGGCGGAAGCUGCUUUUAAUGCCCCUUCCCCUCGUGUGGACUCUGUCCUUCCGUCUCUGAUCGUUUGAUGGUUAUUUUGUAAUGAUUUCCGUCUCCUUAUUAAAGAAACGAGCUGAAAGGA
Molecule: messenger RNA, 4977 nt
Organism: Hirundo rustica (Barn swallow)
Lineage: Eukaryota; Metazoa; Chordata; Aves; Passeriformes; Hirundinidae
Gene: SYT2
Product: synaptotagmin 2
Exons: 9
Coding region: 115-1362 (415 amino acids)
Biological process (GO): calcium ion-regulated exocytosis of neurotransmitter; regulation of calcium ion-dependent exocytosis; regulation of dopamine secretion
Cellular component (GO): synaptic vesicle membrane; dense core granule; axon
Molecular function (GO): clathrin binding; phosphatidylserine binding; syntaxin binding
Source: RefSeq, a predicted model, not a curated record